CUUCUUCUUCUUCUUCUUCUUCUUCUUCUUCUUCUUCUUCUUCUUCUUCUUCUUCUUCUUCUUCUUCUUCUUCUCCUUCUUCCUCUCUGUCGUGUCACACAUUUCCUUCACUUACUUCCUCUUCUUCUCCCUUUCUCUCCUCCCACCAUUUCUUAAUCUUACUACUAUAUAUAAGCAAUCAAGCUUCAACAGUUUAUCUAGCUAAAAAGAGAUUUGAGGUAUAAUAAUUAAUUAAAUCAUUUGAUGAUGGCGCAUUCUUCUUUGCAAGUUUGCAUGGAUUCAUCUGACUGGCUUCAGGGAGGCACAAUGUCGGAGGAAUUAUCAACAGGGCUAGACUCAUCUUCGCCACCCUCAGGAGGAACACCAACAGACUGUAUGCUAGCGGCCGCAUGCUCGUCGCGGGCGGGGCCGCCAUUAAUGGAGAGGAGGCUAAGACCACCACAUGACCAACACCUAAAAUGCCCUAGGUGUGACUCAACUCACACCAAGUUUUGCUACUACAACAACUACAGCUUAUCUCAACCUAGGUACUUUUGCAAGACUUGUAGGAGGUAUUGGACUAAGGGAGGAACCCUUAGGAACAUCCCUGUUGGUGGUGGGUGUAGAAAGAAUAACAAGAAAUCCACCUCUAAAAAGUCUAAUGAUGAUCAACAACAACAAUCACCCUUGAAUCUAGUAGUCCAAGGUGGUGGUGGUGGUGGUGGUGGAUUAAUUGGAUCAAAUUUGAGUCAUAAUAAUGCUAUUGAUCACCUCCACCACCUCUCUUUCCCUCACGGCGAGGUGCAAUUCCCGCCUCACCUUGCUCAUUUGAUCAACGCGCAAAUGAGCCUUGCCGGUGGUGGUGGUGGUGGUUUCAUGGAGAGUGGUGGUGGUUUGAUUAGGCCUAUUGACUUUAUGGAGUGUAAGUAUGAGGGUUUGGUUGGAGGAGGAGGAGGAGGAGGAGGAGGAAAUAGAGGGCAUGAUUUUAUGGGGAGUAAUAGUAAUAAUAAUAAUAGUACUACUAAUGGGAGUGAACAAUUUGGUAUUAUGGGUGGAAUAGGAGGUUAUAAUGGUAAUUUUAAUUCACCUUUUGGGGUGUUUAAUACUACUAAUGAUAUUCAUCAUCAUGAUGGGAGUUUAGGGAUUAGCUUCAUGGAUCAAAGAAUGUUGCUCCCAUAUGAUGGGAACAAUCAUAAUCAUCAUCAUCAUCAUCAUCAUCAUCAAAAUGGAAUGGAUGAUGUGAAGCCUAACCCUAAGCUUUUGUCACUUGAAUGGCAAGACCAAGGUUGUGGUGGUGGUACAACAACAACUACUACUACUACAACUAAUACUUCUUCCGAUCAUAAUGGUGGCGGCAAGGACUCGCCGUAUGGUUACCAUAUGAACGGAGGUGGCGCGACUCUUGGCUCGUGGACGGGCUUGAUGGGUGGGUUUCAAUCACCUACCACCAAUUCAUUAGUCUAAGCUUAGCUCAAUUAAAAGGGUGUGUACGUAUGUUAUGAGUAUCAUAGUACGGGAUUAAGUAAUACUUUUAACUUCUAUAAACUCUCUAAAUCCGUUGAUUUGAUCUACGAUAUAGCUAUUAAUUGUGACCUUUACUCUGAUGUACUUCAAGAUCGAAUAUUAUAUAUGAUCAAAUUAAGGAUGUGGUUUUUAAAAUGAAAUAUUAGGAUUUUUUUAUUUUUUUUUGUUUCAGAUACAAUGUAAGAUCGACUCGAUCUAUAUAUGUCUACCAAUGUAAACUCGAGUUAUUUCGAAGGCUAGAUUGUUGCUAGAUUGUAAGAAAGGUGGGUCAUGUACGUAGUCCAAUUUGAAUAGCAAAUUAAAAGAAACGUCACCAGAGUGUGAAUGAGAGCUUCAUUAAGUCAAAAAGGGAGUACCAAAAUAGCAUGCCUUAGUUAGUAAUACAAUAUUAAUUAUUACUCCGUUCAAAUGUAA
Molecule: messenger RNA, 1917 nt
Organism: Spinacia oleracea (spinach)
Lineage: Eukaryota; Viridiplantae; Streptophyta; Magnoliopsida; Caryophyllales; Amaranthaceae
Product: dof zinc finger protein DOF5.6
Exons: 2
Coding region: 244-1443 (399 amino acids)
Biological process (GO): regulation of DNA-templated transcription
Molecular function (GO): DNA-binding transcription factor activity; DNA binding
Source: RefSeq, a predicted model, not a curated record